AUGUCCAAGACAAUGAUAGAAAAAGUUGAUGAAGUUUUAGAAACAGAAGUUUGUGCAGCAGAUCAAAAAAUGAUCAACCUUUUUGGUAGAUUAAAUAAUAGAAAACAUGAAUUAAUGAGAGAAAAGAAAGCAAAACAAGAAGAUUUAGAAAAAGCAACAGAUUCACAAGAUGAUUUAUUUAUUGCAGAUGAUGAUUCAAAAUUCAAAUAUUCAAUGGGAGAAGCAUUUUUAGAAGUUAAUAAAGAAGACGCAGAAUCAUUGAUUGAAAAAUAUAUUAACAAACUUGAAGAAGAUAUUAAAAAGAUAGAUAGCGACAUUAAUGAUAUUAAUGAAAAACAUAAAGAAUUAAAAGUUAUACUUUAUGCUAAAUUUAAAAAUUCUAUAAAUUUAGAAGAAUAA
This is a messenger RNA of Dictyostelium discoideum AX4, 399 nucleotides long. RefSeq names its product prefoldin beta-like domain containing protein (gene pfdn4). Gene Ontology annotation, cellular component: cytoplasm; prefoldin complex. Gene Ontology annotation, biological process: protein folding. The transcript is spliced from 3 exons. Lineage: Eukaryota; Evosea; Eumycetozoa; Dictyosteliales; Dictyosteliaceae. The coding region runs from base 1 to 399 and encodes 132 amino acids. The record is from RefSeq and is a predicted model, not a curated record.